AGUAAAGAGUCAUUUCAGCCACAGGGGGAGGGGAGGGGAGAGAGCUGAGAGCCUGGCAAAAAAAAGGAAGGAGGCAAAAAAACAAAGAGGAAGAAGUCAAGGGACACUUUUUUUGUGGAGCAGGAACACGUGGGCCUCGGUUUAAAAGUCUACUUUGGGAUUCGAUCUUCAUUUAUUAUUUAUUUAAUGACCAUUAAGUUUACAUCGAGCCAGACUCGUGGUGUCUCUUCCUGUACACGUUACUUUGUAUUUGUGUAGAAAUCUUUUAAACACUGAAUCGUCUUGCUGGUAUGUGUGCGGUGUUGGGAUAACUGGGAUACAGUUCCCUAUCCGAUUGGGGAUAAAGAGAAGAGAGAGAAAGAGAAAUGGAAAGCCCCAGGACGACGAGUUCACAGACGAGAUGGAAACUCUUAAGGAAGUCACUGCUUCUGUGUCUUUUUGCCGGCCAUGGCGAGGCUCAGUGCAGUGGCUGUGUUGAGUACUGCUGCGACGGAGCGCCUCCAUUCUGCUGCUCGUACUAUGCGUAUGUGGGGGAUGUCCUCUCGGGCACUGCGAUCUCAGGGAUCGUGUUUGGAGUAGUCUUUCUGAUGGGAGCCGUGGCAGCCAUAUUUUUGUGCAUUUGCAUGUGCUUGAAGAACGGCCGUGGAGCGAGAGUGGGCGUCUUCAACACAUCGUACAUCAACACAGUGACUCAGGGCUAUCCAGGGCCACCACCUCCCUACAGCUUUGACUAUGAGAUGUAUCCCUCAGAUCUUCAACCUCCUCCAUAUACCCCAAUGCCUCCCAGAACGGCCAACUACUCCCCGCCUCCGCCUUACCCCGGCUACAAUCAAAAAUAAACUUUCCUCGUGCUCACGCUGCAGAAGUGGGUUGGAAAGCACUGCUUAUGGUAUUCGGCGCUGCACUGGACAGAACGACGGUGUAACCAAGUAUCAAAAGUUGCAUUCUUGUUCAGAAUGUUCUGGUACAUUCUGAACAAGAAAAAUAACUGAACUCUGGGAUUCCGUGCCACAUCCUGUGCAUUCGAGUGACUCGAUUAUAUUUUGGGGGAUGUGGAUCAUUCCCAGUGUUUGCAUACUUUGACUUUUUUUUUUAAUGAUUUAUGUGAAUGAAUGAAUAUUCUGGUGGUCUAUGGACACUUGGAUUACUCUUUAACACAAAAAGUAAAAGCAAUGUCAUGGAUAAAGCCAUACUCCAUUUAGAGAUUGUGACUGGAAAUGCUUGUUUCUGUUUCAUGAUGAUCCAUAUUGCUCACUUUGCAGCACUUUCAUGUGUGAACAGAAACCAGACGAUGUUGAAGCCAUAAAAUUCCAAAAGUAGCAGUGGCUCAGUGGUUAAGGCUUUGGGCUACUGAUCAAAAACUGAUCCUUAACCCUCAACUGCUCAGUUGUAUCCUGUCUCAGAUGUACAGCAAGUCGCUCUGGGUGAAUGCGUCAGGCAGAUUAGCAACAUGUGAACAAUGUAAACGACUCAGUUUUGUGUUCCCGAUAAGAACCGAAAACAAAAAUGUUUCUUUCCUAAACUCACUGAGCCUAAUAAAUACAGUGACAUGAGGAAUAUUGGUAGGCAUGGUAAUACAAUGUUUGUGUUGUUUAUUUAUACUGAACCUAUGAGAGAAAUAUAUCCUUUCAUGUGAGGUAAAAUAAUUUAAAGAUAAAGAAAACAAACGUCCUUUAAAUCUGCAUGGGAAUCUUCAUGUAUUUCAUCCAGUACGCUGUGUGUGUGUGUGUGUGUGUGUGUGUGUGUCUGUAGGGUUUAACAACGUGACUGUGUAUUUCCAGAUCAGAUGAUGACAUGCCUCUUGGAUGAAUCAUGCCAUUCUGACACAAAAUGUUUGUUUGUUUUUUUAUAGUUUUGUUGUGUGUUGUAGCACCAGUGCCCUGCCUCCUGCUGAACUCCAUCUAUUAUUGCAUUUUUCCUACAAUCCACGUUUGCAGAAAUACUAGAAUAGGGAAAGGCCUAGAUAUGCUAAGUUUGCGAACAAAUCGGCUACUAACCCUGAGCUCUGCAUUGCAUUGUUGCUUAGCAGUCUUUCCUGUUGCCUUCUUUACUUUGCUUUCUGAUUCAGUAAAAGCACUCACUCCUCUUCUUAAGACUAAUCAGCCGAGUCUUCUCUUCUUCCUGCAACUGCAAUGCAGAGAUGAAGCUUUCUUCCUUCCCAGCGGGAUCUGCCGCCAUACCUGCUGCUCAUUUCGUUUUUUGCUGUAGGAAGAUGAUGCAUAGCUGGCAUUAUGUCUAUCAUGUGUUCAUGUGUCUCUAAUGGUAUUAUGCUGCAGUUGUGGCUAAAGCUUUCUACGUUCAUGUUGCAAAUGGAAAAUGUUCAGGUCCAAAAUGUGUCUGUUGACCAUGGACCAUGUGCAUCACCCAGCUCCAUCAGUGAAAAGCAAACAUCCCAGCACCCAACCUGGAAAUACAGAAACAGGCUGGAAAAUUUGCAAAGCUUCAAGAGUUCACACAAGAUAUAACACUAGUUCACUGUCUUCACACUAGAGACAGUUUGUUUUUAGUGUUAGCAGUUUUUCAAUUUUGGGGGAAUUGAUGCACAACUGAUGUUUUGUUUCAGCAAGAAAUUUUGUCACAUUUACUCUUGCAGUUCACAUAAUUAGGCACAUUCGUGCAAUUACCUUCUAAUCAGCUAAUCAUGUAGCAGCAGCGUACUGCGGAAAAAAAAUCAUGCAGAUACAGGUUUGUGUAAUGUUUAAGCAUGGUGUGGAUAUUUGCACCAGAUGGGCUGCUUUAGGUAUUUCAGACACUGUUGAUCUCCUGGGAUUUUCAUACACAGCAGUCUCCAGAGAAGGAGUGAUAGAAUGAGGAGAAUGUGAAGAGACAGCAAAAACAGUGAGUAACAAUUCUGUGGGUAGAAACACCAUGUUGAUUAGAGAAGUUGGAGGAAAGUUUUUUUAAACAACUGUACAAAACAUCAGGCCUUGAAGUGGAUUAGAUUAGAUUAACAGCAAAAGACCAGAUCAGCUUUUGACUCCAAGAAUCCAAGGCUAUCAUGAGCACAGAAUUACUCCAAAAUUGACAACUGAAUACUGGGGGGGAACAGGUGAUUUAUCUUUUCUGUCUAAUCUUCAACUGUCCAGUUCAAGGUGAACAUGAUGGACUCAGGUUCCUGUUUUUGGCUGAUGGGAACAGAACCCAGUGUGGUCUUCUGAUGAUGUUUUUUCCUCUGAACUCUCUUAUCAACAAGACAUUUCCACCCAGAGAACUGAUGCUCACUCCGUGUUUUUUUCCCCCUGCACCAACUCUACAGACUGUCAUGUGAGAAAAUCCCAGUAGAUCAGCAAGUUAGAAGAGCCCAUCUGGUACCAACAUUCAUGACAUGAACCAAAUUGCAGACAUCACACUUUUUCUUCAUUCUGAUGUUUGAUGUAAACAUUAACUGAAGCUCUUCAUCUGUAUCUGCAUAAUGUACUUGCAUUGUGCUGCUGCUACAUGAUUAGCUGAUUGGAUAACCGCAUGAAUGUGCAGGUGUUCCUAAUAAAGUGGCUAGUGAGUGUAUGUGUGUGAGAGCGAUGCAUGCAUUUUUUUCUACUAUUUGUUUUGUUUUUUUUAACUUCCCUUACUUUAGAUGGGUUUGGAGCUCCUUUUUGGUUUUGUGAUUAUAAAAUGAAGCAACAGAAAUGUAUUUAGCAAAGUAAAAGAUACACAAAAUGCUACGUAGUUUGACUUCAAUAGCAGCCUACAUGUUUUUCGGUGACCGAUCUGAACACCAGCUUAAUUAGGAAAUGCCAAAUGGUUAAAUGGACAGUUAUGACAUGAGUUUUGAUAUUAGAAGUGUUUUGGAGUUGUUUUUGAAGUGUUGAUUUUGCGAAACAUGACUACAGUGUGAUCAGUGGUAUGUGGCCUGAAGCCACAUCUGAUACACAUCUAUUUAAGGGUAUACUUAACUUAUAAUAAUUUUUGUUCAUUUCUCUUAUUCUAAAGCCUAAACCUAUCAAUAAAUCUCCUAAAUGUAAAAAAAAAAAUUGUUGCAAAAUUUUAUUUUGACCAGAUUUCUAUGUAUCGCUCCUGAAAACUAAGGUAGGGACACAGCUACAUAUUUUUGCAUGACAAUUAUACCCUAAAGCAUACAAAUUAUUUAUUUAUUUAUUUAUUGCAAUGGCCAUCAUUGUCAAUAUGUGGGGUAACAAAUCAUUUUAUAUGAAUUAUUUUCCAGCUCAUUCAGCAUGAUCUGUUAUGUUCUUGUGAAAGCAGGGACACUCAAAAUAUAGAGGUGCAAAUAUUUAGCAUGUAUUUAACAACAAAUUUUUGUUUGUUUGUUUUUACCUAAUUGGAAUGCUGACAAUUGCAUAUUUCUGCUCAAAGGUAAAUGUAAUUAUACAACUAAUAAACCUUUCAUUUAUUGCAC
Hemibagrus wyckioides is the source of this 4354-nucleotide messenger RNA. It is a transcript of the gene cyyr1, whose product is annotated as cysteine/tyrosine-rich 1. The transcript is spliced from 4 exons. The record is from RefSeq and is a predicted model, not a curated record. NCBI's taxonomy places the organism in Eukaryota, Metazoa, Chordata, Actinopteri, Siluriformes, Bagridae. The coding region runs from base 366 to 839 and encodes 157 amino acids.